AUGGAUGAGCACGAGAAGGAUGACGAGGAUAAGACGAACGGUUUGGUCGAAAAACCAUUACUAUUGGACAAACUACCGUAUAUUGAUUCCUUUUUCCGAGAUCAAUCUGGAGGACAUAUAGCAUUAGAUGCUGGUGUUGCAUUGCAUCAGUUUGGUAAAUAUUUUUAUAAAGAACACCGGUUUACAUUCAAGAAAGAUUACGACUUAGCGCUACUCAUGACAGGAUAUGAUCUGCAAGGCGAAAAUAAAACAACUGGCGUAAUGGUACCCGAGGUUGCAGGUCUCGCUAAUUCUCCUGGGGCUUGUGCUCAACUUGGACAAUCUGUCCUGUCUGUAGGCUUAAUUGAGGACAACUGUGGUUUUGGUGGAGUGCUCACUGCUGCUCACGAGUUAGCUCACUUAUUGGGUGCUGAUCACGACAACGAGGGAUCUUUAAAGUGCGAUGACGGUUUCUUGAUGAGUAGCGCCCACGGAGGUAACACGAAAAAUACAUAUCUCUUCACAAAUUGCAGCCAAGAAUAUAUGCGCCUCUUUUUCAUGACACAACAAGCAUCAUGCCUUUUCAACUUUCCUCCUGAAGAUGAACCAGUACCAGUGAUCAUGCCAGGACAAUAUACAUCAUUAGAUGAGCAAUGCAAAAAAAGAGGAUCUAUUGAAGCAAUUGAUUUUGGUGAAAGAGUUUGUACUGAGCUGUGCUGCGUUAUUAAAAAAACACUAAUGUCCAUAGAGUAUGCUUGUGGAACACCAGCCCUGGAUGGAUCUGCCUGUGGACAAGAUUCUGUAAGACAUGCUCUCAAUACAGAAUAA
Messenger RNA from Belonocnema kinseyi, 807 nucleotides. Its product is annotated as venom metalloproteinase antarease TserMP_A-like. The coding region runs from base 1 to 807 and encodes 268 amino acids. Lineage: Eukaryota; Metazoa; Arthropoda; Insecta; Hymenoptera; Cynipidae. The record is from RefSeq and is a predicted model, not a curated record. Gene Ontology annotation, biological process: proteolysis. The transcript is spliced from 7 exons. Gene Ontology annotation, molecular function: metalloendopeptidase activity.